Molecule: messenger RNA, 5175 nt
Organism: Girardinichthys multiradiatus
Lineage: Eukaryota; Metazoa; Chordata; Actinopteri; Cyprinodontiformes; Goodeidae
Product: immunoglobulin superfamily DCC subclass member 3
Exons: 14
Coding region: 152-2272 (706 amino acids)
Biological process (GO): axon guidance; cell-cell adhesion
Cellular component (GO): axon; plasma membrane
Molecular function (GO): protein binding
Source: RefSeq, a predicted model, not a curated record
CAAUAUAAACUGUAGCUUUAACACAGAGGAAUAUACAAGUGAAGGCAUAAUUAACUGGCUUUCCUUCUGGUUACUUUUUGAGCUUUGGCUUUUGGUGGUUUUAAAGGCUAAACCCUUUAAUGCCAAGGCAGCUGGAGAGACAAGGACCAAAAUGAAACAAGUUGUCCUCCUCACAUGUGUGUCAGUUUUAAGUUGCUGUUUGGCCUCAGAACUGUCUUUCAUGUUGGAGCCCAGUGAUGUGAUUGCAGUAAGGGACCGCCCUCUCAUGCUGAAUUGUCGAGUGCAGGGCGAGCAACCAAUUACAAUCACGUGGCGUAAAAAUGGGUUGCCCUUACCCUCCAGCCCACGCAACCAGGUACUUGAAAAUGGAACAUUGUUGAUCCAGAGAUUCCAGAAACGCAAAGAGGGGUAUAAUGCAGACAUAGGGGAGUAUGACUGUGCUGCCCAGAAUCGAUAUGGCAUGCUGGUGAGCCGCAAGGCCAAAGUUCAUUUGGCAUCUCUUCCAAAGUUCCACACUCACCCAGUAUCCACGUCUGUGGAUGAGGGAGGGGUCGCUCGUUUUCAGUGUCAAAUAAAUGGUGUUCCUGAGGCCAGCAUUAGUUGGGAAAAAGAUAGAGGAUCGCUAAGCACUUCUGACAGCAGGUACACUCUUCUUCCAAUGGGUAUCCUACAAGUAACAGGUGUAAGGAGGGCAGACACAGGGAUUUUUCGCUGUGUGGCCACUAACAUUGCCAACACUCGCUACAGCCAUGAGGCCACACUCAAUGUCACCGGUGGAGCUCCUAAAACCUAUAAGGAGCCAGUCAUCCUGUCUGGGCCCCAGAAUCUUACCAUCACUGUCCAUCAGACUGCUAUCUUGGAGUGCAUUGCCACGGGAAACCCUCGACCUAUUGUUUCUUGGAGCAGGCUAGAUGGGCGUUCUAUUGGUGUGGAGGGUAUACAGGUCCUCGGGACGGGUAACCUGAUGAUCUCAGAUGUUUCCCUGCAGCACUCUGGUGUGUAUGUGUGUGCCGCCAAUCGGCCUGGCACCAGAAUGAGACGCACAGCACUCGGACGUUUGGUGGUACAAGCUCCUCCUGAGUUCCUCCAAUGGCCACAGUCCGUAUCCAGGCCAGCGGGAGGCAGUGCUGUUUUCACCUGUGUGUCUCAGGGUGUCCCUGAUCCCCAUCUAAUUUGGCUGAAGAAUGGCAAAGUCUUGAUGCCAGGGCAAAAUGUCAAGUUGACAAAUAACAAAAGUACUUUGGCUCUGACCCGAAUAAGCUCAGAUGAUGAGGCUAUCUACCAGUGCAUAGCAGAGAACAGUGCUGGUACUAACCAAGCAAGUGCCCGUCUGGCUGUGGUCCAAGCUAAAGACCUGCCUGCUGCACCACAAGGGCUCAUAGCCAGUGCUGUAUCCACCAACACCCUGCAAAUAACUUGGAGUAAUCCGCCCACCAGCGUCACCAAUAACAUCAUUGGAUAUAUCUUACACAUCCGCAAACUGGGCGAGCCUGAUCAUAUGGAACUGCAGGAGGCCAUAAGUAAGGACACUUUUCAGCAUGAUUCAACCAACCUGGAGCCUAGCACAACCUACUCUGCCUUCCUGAAGGCCUACUCUUCGUUGGGGGCAAGCCAGCAGUCCAACAGUGUGGUUGCUACAACCCUAGGCAGUGUCCCAACCCCUCCCACCUACUUUACCAAGGUACUGAACUCCACCACUGUGCAAGUCCUCUGGGAGCUCCCUGGUAAGCCGGGGAAAGUUGAGGGCUUCAGACUGUCCUUUCACAGAGUCCCCCACACUGACUACCAUGAACCAGUUGAGCUGCCUUUUCAUGCCAGUGUUCACACCAUAUCAAGCCUUGAGCCAGGAGCUGUGUAUGAAAUCAAACUGGUGGCCUACAAUGGAAAUGGUGAGAGUGACUGCACCAAGAGGUUGGUGUCGCUGGCAGAGCAAGACAAAAAUGACGAAAUUAAUGGAGGAAACAGUCUAUGUCAGUGCAGGGAUGCUGAAGCCUCUCUGGGCAGCAUCGUUAUUGGUAUCCAUAUUGGCAUGAUCUGCAUCAUCUUUUGUGUCCUCUUCCUUGUGUUUAGAUACCGUCGUAGCCUAUUUUGCAGUAAAGGGUCUCAGGGAAACUGGCCGGUACCAAGAAUCCACGCAGAACACAACAGAAUCCCUAAAGAUGGAGCAAACUACUACCAGGCGGAGUCUGAACCUCAGAUUGUCUGUCCUGCACGCUGCCAAGUUUUCAUUGAGCAGCAUCCGUUGGGUGUGUCUGGCAUGGGAACUGGCUGACAUUGGUCAAUAUUUCAACUUCACCUUCAUUAAUUUUCUUACUUACAACUCUGUCAUCCAAGUCCUGGUAAAAAUUUGUAUAAAUUCUCCAAAAUCUGCUGCUAGUAAUCUGAGUGUUAGCUUGUAGAUUAGGACGUACUCCGGACAUUUACAAGCCAGACCCAGACUAAAACGUAUUGCCUUUAUUGCCUGUGCAGUACAUGUACGUUAUUACGAAUUAACUUGCAUGUAUCCACAGAAAGUACUGUUAGUGCUGAAUAUGACAAAAUUUGUUUUAUCUGUAGGCCUACUACAGAGACACCUUUGCACUCACAGUUUGCUCUAUAACCAAAAUAUUAUAUCCUGCAGUGGAAAACUGACAUAUCAGGGUAUGUACUAUGGUUUAAAACCACAAACUGAAGCCAUAUUUUUUCAUAUGCCUGAGACUAUAGUUUAUGUAUGUUGUUACAGCUUUUCCUUAAGUUUCUCUAACAUAAAAAGCAAGAAAAAAAAAACAGUGACCUCAGCAAACAUUUUUUGGAAGAUCUAAUCAAAAAUGUUUACUGAUUUGUUUAACCCAAAGGCUAGGAUAAAAGGAUUGGAAGAUUUUCUCCAAAGAAAACUAUCUCAUUCUGAUGCAGUGUGUGAUGGUAACCCAAUAAUACUGCUUCAAUCUACAAAUUCAUGUUUAUCUACAAAAUAAAUCUAGUAAAUAACAGUUAUUUUUGACCACUGCCAGUCACUCUACCAUGCCAGUCACUGAGCAUUCCUGUCCAGAGAGAAUGACUACCAUGGAGACCAUAUGCCAUCUGUUAGCGUUCUUCAAAAAAAGCACAAAGCUUUACUGCACCAGAAGUUGAAAUGAGCCUUUUCUCCUGCUCAAGCCAAGACACCUGAUGUUUCCUUCAGUUUUCUAUUAUGAAGCAAUGCCAGUGUCUGUCUUAAAAUCGGUUCCACUAAAGACAUCAUUAGUUGUUUUAUGUCAUGGAAAAGAUGGAUUGCCAAGAGUGCUCUACAGAACUUUGAAGACAACAAUUCAAUUUUUUCAUGAAUUCAUUUGUGUCUGCAUAAACCUGAUGGCAUCCCAAAGCUGUGGCAGAAAGGCAAGUUUGAGGCACCACUAGCAAAUUAUCCUUACUGAUUUUUAACAGCUUGCCAGUGACUAAGGGGGAAACUCACGAAGCUUUAUGGUGAAAUUAACCUGAAUACCUGAAAAAAGACUGUGUAUCACCAGGAAAAGCUUUUCCAAAAAGAUCCGUGGAAACCAAGAUGAAUGAUAUCCAAAGAUGUAAACAUUAGAUUGAUUUACUUUUUGUUUCUUAGAAUUCUCCAUCAGAUAUAUAUACAUUUUCUUUCAGUGUUAUGUUGUAGGUGUUUGAAUGGGGUCACCUACUGUCUCUAUAAGUGCUUUAGCAGAACUUUAACCAAAUGAACUUGAUUUAAUUUCUUGAUUUGAUUUUCCAUAUGAAAACCUUUAGUUUUCAAGCUAUUCCAAGUGAACCCCCAAACGAAGAACUGUUUUUGUUUUGUUGAUUCAAAUAUUUUACUUUUUUAAGAGUGACCAAAUGUUAACAUAUUGGAUAUUUUUAAAACCCUAUUUUAGCACAUAAGGGAAGAAUGGUGUUUUAAAUAAAUUAAAUUUUUGCCAAAUAUUUGUAUUCUGAAGAAACGUGCAACCAAAAACCUGUAUUUCUUUUUUUUUUUACAUUCAAAGCCUUUACCUCAACAUGUUCUCCUUAUCCAAUAACCAGAAUAAUGCGUACAUGAAGAACAGUAAAUAUAAAUGGCUCACAUAGAUAAAUAAUUGCAAAAGGAGUUGUUCUAAGAACAGUUUUUGGUAGCAAGGACCACACCAGAGGUCAAUCCUUGGUAGUUCGCCAAAGAAAACUAAGCAAAUCACCUGCCAAAUAAAGAUCAUAUUAUUUCUACAUGUUUAUACACAUAUGUAUGUAAAUAUAUACAUGUAUACACACACACACACACACACUCACAUAUAUAUGACUUGCAGAAUAGGGACUCAAAAUUUUAAAGGCCUCAGGGUUUCUUCUUGCCAUUUCUAAGUGUCUGAGGUUAAGCAGACCAUUGGGAAUAAAAUCUAUUUUCAUCAGUUCCAUUUUGUAAACAACUGAAAAAGCUGUCAAGCUAAUGUGAAACCAAAAAGUAAAUUUUAGGCAUAAAACCCAAAAAUUCUGUUUGUUUGUAGUAUGAAGAGGUGUAUUGGUUAAACUAGUUGUUUAAAUCAAAAACAUGUUUUUGAAAUGUUUCUUUUCUAUGUCUACUUCAUUUCAGCUAAUUAUUCUGUUUCUUGUGUUGUGCACAGAAUAUCCUUGUAGAAAUUUAUGUCUUCUUUUAAAGAUUUUUCAUUCUCAAAUUUAUUCUUGGAGUUGUAAAUGUUUUGUAAAUAUGCUUAAAAAUCACUGGUGGUAUUACCUUGUGAGUUUUCCAGAGACACAUUAUAAAACACUUUAACAAUUCAGUUAAACUCACAUUUUGUUAUGAAGAACCAGAAAAUUAACAAAAAGAACAAAAUAUCUAUAAAAAGUUAGAAGAUUAUAGAAAAGUAGAAAGAGACAGUAAGAAAGAGCUUUGAUUAUCCUGCUGCAUGUUUUCUAAAAGUUACUUGCUCACUAAAGCUUUAAAACUGUGUCACUUCUUCCCAGUUUUUGCCCUUUGGCAUAAUUGAAAGGGAUUUGGAAAAAUAAAAAUGAGGCUUUAAUAGAGACCAGUGUUUAGAUUUUUCUUUACAAUAUAGAACUUUGACACUUUAAACCUUACCCCAUACAUUUACCCCUUACCCCAAACACAGGUAGGCAGGUCUUCUGAAUCAAAAAUAUUUAAUUUCCUCCAAACUGCUAGGUGUCUGUAUGAAAACAAAACAGCUGUAUCGGAAUUUCUGUAAUAUGUUUUGAUUUUUUAAAUCUUAU